Trypanosoma theileri is the source of this 915-nucleotide messenger RNA. RefSeq lists its product as uncharacterized. NCBI's taxonomy places the organism in Eukaryota, Euglenozoa, Kinetoplastea, Trypanosomatida, Trypanosomatidae. The transcript has a single exon. The coding region runs from base 1 to 915 and encodes 304 amino acids. The record is from RefSeq and is a predicted model, not a curated record.
AUGAUGCGCUACGUGCUGUGUAUCCUCGCUCUCCUGCUCUCAUGUGCGUGUGUGCACGUCCUCGCUGAAGAAGUGCCUGCCGCCGAUCUUUCCGACCAAGUCCCUGAUACGGAGAGUGAAUCUAACUGCCCUGAUCCUUCUGAAGAUCAUAAGCCAUGUGUGCAAAAGCCCGAAGUUCCUACUGUUGAAAAAGUACCAGAGGCACCAAAAGAAGUUGUUCCUGAGAAAAAAGUACCGGCUGCUCCUCCUAAAAAAUCUGAAGUUCCUCCUGCCAAAGUACCGGAAGUUCCUAAAAAACCUGUACUCGACGCUUCUACUGAUGAACAACAUAAUCAUCACCAAUCUGAAACUCUUCGUCAUGGAACUGCUCAGAGUCUUCCUGGUCCCGCUAGUUCUCGUGGUGAAGAUGAUCUUAAAGAUCGUGGUGUUUCUGGUGCUCCUGGUCCAUUGGGUGAGGCUGGUUCGAACGGUUUAUCUGGCGCUGGAGCUGGUUCACCAACGGCGGCGGUUUCUGAAUCUGCUGCACCUACUGCAAGCGAGAGUGAGGCUGAGGCUGCAGGUAUCAGUCGAUCUGGAAACGGCGACAACAUUGCAAAAGGUGAAACUACUGCUAGACAAGGAAGUGAAUCAACAGAAGCUUCUACUUCUUCUCCCAGCAGUUCACCCGCAGAGAGUGCCAGUGGUGCUGAUGCUGAAACACCUAACAACACUACUUCAUCUGCAGAGAGUGAAUCAACGGACAAUCAAAAUGAGAGAGAAAAUACGGAGACAACCACCACAACUACAACACUUCCUCCUGAACUCACAAACAGCAAAAAGGGUGAUGCAGACAGCAGCAGCAGUAUGAGCAGUUCUGUGUGGGUGCGUGUACCACUACUGAUUGUGGUUACACUGGCCUGUAUUCUUGUGUGCUGA